UGAACACUCGGUCCCAUCUGCUGCACAAUGUGUGUGAUAUUCUUCACUUUGGGACAUCCAAAGUACAAGCUCAUAAUAGCAGGCAACCGAGACGAGUUUAUUGACCGUGUAGCCCAACGUGCGCACUUCUGGUCCGAAAUAGGCGCGCCCAAUGUCCUCGCCGGAACCGAUCAAGGCAAAAUCCAUGUGGGAGUUCCAUUGGUUCAAUCACCUGACCCUGAUGCAGACAAAGUGGGAAAGGUACUAGAGUAUUCAGGUGCCAAAUACGAAAGGGAAACCAUUACGAAAGCGACUCCCCAAGUUGCCGCGGAGACGUCGGGCGUUGAUCAAUCGGAUGAAACGAAUAUAAAUAGUAGUUCUGAAGCGCUACCACUUUCCUCCCCAGACCCAUCUAGCGCUCCGCUUCAAACACAUGGCACCUGGAUGGGUAUAAACAAAGCCACUGGACAUCUUGGAUUCAUUACAAAUUUUCGGGAACACCCUUCGCUAGUUAAUCCAACUGCUCUAACCAGAGGUUAUCUCGUUCGCGAUUUCCUUCUUUCAUGCGCGGAUCCACAGACGUAUGCGGAAACAGUAGCCUCACAGCAAUAUCGAUACAAUGGCUUCAAUCUCGUUCUUGGCGCCGUCAAUCCAGGAGGGAAUGAAGAUGUGGUCGGGUGGUAUUGUGGAAAUAGGGGUCCUGUGCGGGAUGAACCUCCCACAUUGUUGAAAAAGGGUGUUAUAUACGGCAUGUCAAACGGUGUGUUGAUGGAAAAACGAUCAGAUUGGCCAAAAGUUGAGAGGGGGAAAGAGUUACUUGAGCAUCUGCUGUCAAAUCCGCCGGAUGACCACGAAACUCUGAUAAACAGUCUUCUUGAUGUGCUCCGAGAUAAAACCACCUACCCCGACUCUGACCUCCCUUCUAACAUGUUCAACUACGAUUUAGAAAGAUCACUAUGUCCCAUUUGUAUUGACAGACACCGGGCGAAAGGGGGGUAUGGAACACGCACACAUACCGUGCUGCUGGUGGAUAACGAAAAUCGAGGGCGUUUUGUAGAAGUAGAUAGGUAUCGGCUAGUUGAUGGAUCAUCGGGUAAAAAGGAGGUGGAAGAAAAAGAUGAUAGGGUUGAUUUUAGCUUCAUACUUGGCUCUUAGUGCUAUGGACUCAUGUCUAGGUGGAGAUAGUUUUGCUAUCUGACUUUUUUCUUGCGUAAGGGUCUCUAUUAAUUUAAUCAAUAACUCCCUAUUUUCUUGUCCCA
Messenger RNA from Spizellomyces punctatus DAOM BR117, 1238 nucleotides. RefSeq lists its product as uncharacterized. Gene Ontology annotation, cellular component: Golgi apparatus. Lineage: Eukaryota; Fungi; Chytridiomycota; Chytridiomycetes; Spizellomycetales; Spizellomycetaceae. The record is from RefSeq and is a predicted model, not a curated record. Gene Ontology annotation, biological process: protein secretion; Golgi organization. Bases 28 to 1134 code for a protein of 368 amino acids. The transcript has 2 exons.